Cyclocybe aegerita is the source of this 2016-nucleotide messenger RNA. NCBI's taxonomy places the organism in Eukaryota, Fungi, Basidiomycota, Agaricomycetes, Agaricales, Hemipholiotaceae. The record is from the annotation of a GenBank genome assembly.
AUGCUCAUGGGCAUUGGCGGCCUCGUCCCGCUCCCCUCUGAUGCUCUUGUCACUCCUGUAACCUUCCGCGUCAAGAAACGCAACCUCCGCGGCAUACUCGCCAAGUUCGAUGAGGCCGAGGACGGCACCCGUGUGCUUUCUGGAGAGUGGGUCGUGGGGAGGAAAACGUGGCAGCGCAUGCAGACAGACUGGAAGGCCUCCAACAAACCAGAUGUGGCGACCAGUAAAUCUACUGGGGCCUCCCCUCGACCAUCCUCUCCCGGCCGCCCCACUCCGAAGAAGAAGGAGCUUGUCGUCCUCUAUAUCCAUGGAGGUGCAUACUACCUGUCAAGCGCCGCAGCACAACGAAUCAUGUCGAUACCACUGGCCAAAUACACCGAUUCGCGCAUUUUUGCCUUAGAUUAUCGACUUGCUCCAGAAACGUGCUUCCCCGGACCGCUGCACGAUGCCGUUAGCGCCUAUCUCAGACUCGUCGGGGAUUUACACAUACCACCAGAAAACAUCAUCGUUUGCGGAGACAGCGCAGGAGGCGGGCUAUCUUUGGCAUUGCUCAUGUAUCUCCGAGAUAAUGAGUAUCCGCUUCCAUCUGGAGCCAUUCUCAUGUCUCCGUGGGUUGAUCUCACCAUGAGCUGUGAGUCCUGGGAGACGAAUGCAGCUUAUGAUGUCGUCCCUUUCCCAUCUGCGGAUAAUCACAUGAAUCCCAUCGCCCUCUACCUUGGAGAACAAACAGAAGAAUAUCUGACGCACCCCUAUGCUAGCCCUCUAUUCGGUGACUUCAAGGGCUUACCACCGCUACUGGUGCAGGCAGGUGAUGCAGAGGUCCUCCGCGACGAGAUCACUCUUUUGGCCCAUAAGGCAACGUUGGCUGGAGUGCAGGUGGUCCAUGAACUGUACGAAGACGCUAUUCAUGUCUUCCAAGCGUACCCUUUCCUCGAAUCCUCUCGACGAUCUUUCGAGUCUAUGAGAUAUUUCGUGCGGGAAGUUCUUCCAAGGCAUCAAAGCCGAUCGCCGCAACUCCUUGCGAGCAUCGCCGAGCGUGGAUUAGAGAAGGAAAUCGAGACCGACCGCACCGUGGUUGUCAGCGGAGAUGGUGUCGAGGUAUCUACACCCUUCAACAAGUCAGAGUUCGGGAAGGAAAAGAAAGCACUGAAGAAAGAGGGUGCUGGCAAUGAAAGCAGUGGAGAAGAUAGCGAUCCCGGACCAAGUUGGAUACCAUCGCCUGCUUUGCCGAAGUUCAUUCCUGAAGCCAUGCGAUUUGGGUCGAAGGAUAAGGGAAUGGUCGAGGUCGAACAUAUCGAAAAUAUCCCGGAUCUGCACUUGUCGCCUCCAUCACCUUCACUACCGACGACUGAAAGGCCAGAAAUGAGGUCAUUCACGUCUUCCACGUCCGUCUUGUCAGCAUCGUCUUUGUUGGUGGGUAUUUCAACCAGCGCCAUGGCGUCGAUGUCGCCUGUUCCACCACCCAAUCCCAGGCGAAUACGAUCAAUGGGUUCGCUAGCCGCCAAAUUCUCCCUGCACUUUAAGCAUCACAAUCAUGUCGAUCAUCCUCCCUCUUCGUUCCACGGCAGACAAGAGCCGAGCUCUCAAUCUACAGAUUCUUCCCCCAAUCCCCGCUACAGUCAUACCCAUGGCUUCACUACGUUGAAUGUGUUCGCGUCUCCUUCGCCCGCGAUGUCGCCAAUGAAGCACACCCGCUCACAGUCGUCGACGAUCCUUGCUGCCGAUGUCCCGCAGAACCUGGCGAUGUCAGGUAUUCAGCAAACGGCACUUGCGGCUCCGUCUAUACGGAAGAGGCGACUGUCAUCCGCGCUGUCGAUGCGCCACAAGAGCAAAGGCAGCGUGCGACGCGAUGACUUCUUCGUCGAUCCUAAGGCUGGUACGCCAUCCUAUGCAAAGAGACCGUCGCCAGCGGUAGUAGAUACGCCGAUGGAUGUCCAGACCCUCGUUGAUCAGUGGACGGAGUCUGGUCCUGCAAACCAGACGGUGGUGGUCAGUGCGGCGCCGCAACAUUCAUGA